This is a messenger RNA of Epinephelus fuscoguttatus (brown-marbled grouper), 4863 nucleotides long. It is a transcript of the gene fbxl18, whose product is annotated as F-box and leucine-rich repeat protein 18. Lineage: Eukaryota; Metazoa; Chordata; Actinopteri; Perciformes; Serranidae. The transcript is spliced from 7 exons. The record is from RefSeq and is a predicted model, not a curated record. Gene Ontology annotation, cellular component: SCF ubiquitin ligase complex. Gene Ontology annotation, molecular function: protein binding. Gene Ontology annotation, biological process: SCF-dependent proteasomal ubiquitin-dependent protein catabolic process. The coding region runs from base 2224 to 4416 and encodes 730 amino acids.
UUGAUGAAUUUUGAUAUGAUUAGUUGGAGCACAUACUGUACUGCACUCUGCUGCAGGAAAGGUUUGAGAAGUUCAUACUGUGUGUUAUUUCCCAGUGAUAAAUAUCCAUCACAGGUUUUGUGAGCAUUUGAUAAAAGAAGGAAUUCUUGUCAUCAUCAUCAUCAUCAUCAUCACAUUGACAUAAUCCAUUGUUUAAAAAGCAGUUUUUCACCUUAAUCCGUGUCCCCACAUAUUAGCAAAUGUUUACUUCUUUUCUUCUAAACUGUGAAAUUAACAUUUUAAGCAAUCGCUCCCAUUAACUUUGGAUAGUAAUCGAAUAACUACAGAACAAAUUUGUAGUUCCAUGCUCAUGUGUUAUCUGCUUGUUAACCUUUUCUGUCAGAAUUAAAGCAGCCAAACACUGCAUUUAUAUCCACAAAAUAAAACAAAAAGCAGUCAGCCUGUAAUAUUAUAAUUGUCUUAUUUGAAUUUGAUUUUGGCCGAGUAAAUUCACCAACAAGUUUUUAUUUCUGCUUUUCAUACUCAACUCAACUGGGCUACUGUAAUUCUAAAGGUUGCCUACUUCCAUUUUACCGAACUUUAUACUUCCACUCUGCUACAAUUCAGAGGGAAAUAUUGUUUAUUUACUCCACUACAUUUACAGCUAUAGUUAACAGUUACUUUGGAGAUCAAUGUUUUACAUACAAAAUAUAUGCUCUGUUUAUAAUGUAUGAUGCAUUAUAGAUUAAUAGUUUGAGAUGAAACUACCCCACAGGAUAAAAAAGUACCUAAAGUAUGCACAGCUAAAACGUAAAAUGCUGCUUAAACAGUAAUGCAUAUGUUUUUGGCUAAUCCAAUACUACAGCCUAACAUCACACUGAUAGAGGGCAUUCUGCUGCCUCAUACAUGUUGCUGCUUCUAUUCUUCUACUUAAAUAAGCUUUUGCAAGGUUUUUACUUGUAGUGGACCAGUGUAGGCACCAAUAAUCACUAAUCAAAACCAUACAUCGUGCAAUCACAUCCAUAAGGCUAGAGUACUUCAGAUUACACAAAAUAUCCACCUGUUUUGUGUUAAACCACAAUAUCUUUUUGACUCUGUUACUAAGAUAACAACAAAUAAGAACGCUAUUAUCGUAAAAAGCCUAGUCCCAAUUAAACACACAGUCCCUUACAAUUGCCCAGUGUGGCUACACAUUUGUACAAAAAAAAUGCCUGUCUCAAUUAGACGCCUGGUCUGGUUGCCAAGCAGCUCAUUUUUUCUUUACACAAGUUUUUCAGAUGUAUCAAAGCAGGUUGUUGGCUACCUCAAAUUAUGUGUCCAUUCCUUGAUUACCCUGUAAGUUAUUCAUAUUCCCUUAGUCCGUAAGGGUCCUCAGAUCAAAAGAAUCAAAAGGUAUUUUCAUAAAAAUUAAUCCAAGUUGUGAGUAUUGUUUUAACAGGAUAAGUGUAACUCACUCUCUCUCUCUCUGAUGCGCUGUCUGUCAGAGCUAGAUCAAAUUAAUUAUUCAUAAUUAAAACAUUAUCUGGAGUCUAAUUUUUAACAAGUAAUAUUCAUACUGCUUUAAAUGAACAAUUUGAUUGUGUUUCAAAUCUUUGCCAAGCAACAGUUUUGUGUGCAAAGAAUUAGAGGCCUGUCCCAUAUAGACUCCUGUCCCAAAUAUUGCCUGGGCUAUUAAUUUAAGUCUUACUGUAUGACCUCCAAAAAAAAAUAAAAAUAAAAUAAAAAAAAUGGUAAAUUUAUAUCUAAUAAAAACAAAUGAGGUGUGUUAUAUCUAGGUUUUCAUCUCCUUUGUACUGUUUCAUGUAUGUAUUAUUUUUUUUGCCAUAUUCUUUUUUCAUGUCGGAUUUUGCUGUUUGACUUCAUUUAUAUUAACAUUAUUGAUAUAUUUGAAUAAUCCUGCAGUGCAAAGAAAACCAUAAGUACUUUAAACACUGUAAUGUCUCUUUACUGUUUUUACUUAUAAUUUUCUUCUUUCUAAAAAAAAUAAUAAUUAAAAUUUAGUACAAACUACAACUUUGAAGAAGCUAACGUUACUCUUGCUACUUUUAGAAAAUCGUAUCGGACCGACAGGAAGUGUGUCCGUCACUGACAGACUUCCGUCAGUGUGCAGCAGCAAACUUGAUCCGUCCUGUCAACGGCUGGACGUUCACACCACCUCCGGUUCAACAGAAACUGGCUUGAUGGAAACACGAAUCGCUGCUCGGCUGGAUGAACAUCAAAAAUAACGUUUGAAUCCCAGUGACCAUGAGUGGGACCGUGAGAGGGAUUUCAGAGGACAUGGACCGACAAAUCGUACAGGCUGUAUUUGACGAGGACACAAUGUCCUCCACCUCGGUGGGGAUGUCAGAUUUGUCUGAUGAGAUCCUUUUGUGCAUCCUCCGCCAUGUUCCAGUGUGUGACCUGGUGCUGAAUGUGGCAAAUGUCUGCCACAAGUUACACACACUGUGCCACGAUAAGACGCUGCUCACAAACGUCAGCCUGUCUGAGGAGUAUCUGGCUGACGAUAUGUUGGUUCAGCGGUUAUUGAGGCAGCUAGCCAAUUACGUGCAGUCUCUCAGCCUAAACGGCUGCUACUGGCUGUCUGGCUCUACAGUGGAGCUUCUUGCUCGCUGCAGAGGAGUGUUGCACCUUGAUGUCACCGGCUGUCGCCUCACUUCCCUGCGUCUAUCCCGUAUCCUCUCCUCGCUCUCUCUGCUCAGAUCACUUGCUUUUGAUGUGACGCCAGGCUUCAACUCUGCUCAGCUCAGUUCAGAGGCAGUGGAUACGCUGAGCCGCCUGUUAGAGCUCAGACAGACACUGUUGACACCCAGCUAUGGUGUGGUGCCAUGCUGUGCCCAACUCCGCAAGCUGAUGCUGCAAUUUGACAUCUCUGAUGUAACCAGAGAGGGUAUCGGCAUUUGCUGUCAGUUAAUGAUGGGUCAGAGCAGUGUGCCACAUUACCAACAGCUGGAGGAGUUCACUGCCAGGCUGGCUCCAGGAGAGGUAAACCAGACCUUGCUCCUGCUCUACCUGGCAGUGUUCAGCGUUCAUGUUCCAAAGCGUCUCAGAGUUUUCCUCGUGUCAAUUCCUGGGCCAAACCCUGCUCACUGGCCCGCUGCUCCCUCACUGGCCCAGAGCUUAGGUCAACAAGGUGACCUGGAGGCGCUGCAGCUCCCUCGUUCCUGGCUGGAUUCCUUAUCCCUAAAGCGAGCCCUGGAGGGAAACAGUCCCAAGCACCUGAGCUUCAGCCGCUGCCCAACGUUGUGGCCACAGGUGUUCCAGUCAUUACUGGAGGGAGGAGUCAGAGACACUAAGCAACUGACCAGCCUGAACCUCAGCGGGAUCAACAAGGUCCUUUACUCAGAGUGUAGGAGUGUGGAAGAUCAGCUGGUUCCUGCCACAAUGAGCCAGUUGGCAGUCGGCUGCCCCAACAUCAAACAGCUGAACCUGAUGCACACACACUAUCACCAUGAAAACACACCUGUUGUAGGUGGAGAAACACACCUGUGUGCCAGCUUGGCCAAGCUCACACACCUACGCUCUCUCACUCUGCCUGCCUGCACCUUGUCAGAUGGUUUAAACAAACAUCAAAUCUCUACAAACAACACGUCUCCCUCUGCGUCGUUCCUGGGGUUAAAGAAGAUUCCACGGAUGGGGCUUCAGAUUUACAAGCCUGAUUCAGAUUCCUCUGUGUCAGGGGACAGCACCUCAGGGCUCACUCUGCUCCUAGCUGGUUGCCCUUUUUUAGAGACCUUAGAGCUCAUUGGUCCGGGUUUUGUCUCCGUGCUGCCUCGGCUUGAGCCCUGCACUCGUGCCACCGUGGAGCCUCGUGGCAUGUGUGCGUGGGCACAAGGAGUUGGUGAUGCACACUUGGCGGCACUUGAGGCUUUGCCUCGAUUGCGUCGUCUGACUCUAGCUGGGCUUCCUGGGGUCCUUAAGGGGACAGGACUGAUACAGCUGACCAGGCACUGCAAGGACCUACGGGUAUUAUCCCUUGCCAACAUGGGAUCAGUAAAAACCAUGAACUACGCCCCCGCCUUGCUGGAUACACUUAAACAGUGCACACAGCUCCAGGAACUCAGAUUAGAGCAGCCCUACCUGAAUGCCAAUGCGUCAUUCUUUGAGGCUCUGUCCUGCUGCUCUCAUCUGCAGCGUCUCUGCCUUAUCUCACGCAGCGGUACCUUUGACCCACCGUCUGCAGAAACCUUCAUGGAGCGAUGCCACCAUGUCAUCAUGUGCCACAUGUUCAUGGGUUGCACUUUGGUGGCAUGUCGCACACUGCAGAAAGCUCUGCUGGACAGAUUUUCAGUCGAGCGUCCGGCCCUGAGUGUGGUCAUCUAUCCACUACAACACGAAGACCUGCCUGCAGUCAUCAGAGACAUCCCACUGACACUGCUGGAUAGGAUCACUCUGUUCCAGAGCCACGUGGCCCAACCACCACAUUUAUCACCAUUGUGACAUCAGCAGAAAGCUUCAGUGUGACUGAUGCUCAACAGCUGAGGUGCUCAGAUCAUUUUAUUCUGCAGGAAAUAAAAGAGACAAAUUAAAGCACUGACUGUCAUCUGCACAGUGUUUUCUGGUGUUGUGAUUUGUGACAUCAACAUGUGUUUCAGGCUGCUCGACAACAACACAUCAACCAUGAUUGUUUACAUUUACAAGUCAGAGUAAUGAUGGUCUCCAAAGGGUGAUUAGCUGGUGGGGAGUUUUUAGUUUACUGUUCCAGGACAUUUCACAGUUGGGCCUACAUUGUGGUUUCUCAGUCAAAAAUAACGUUUGUUACUUCAUAUAUCACUCUGUACUUUAGAAAAUAAAGUGCCAAAAAUACAAAAGAAGGGAUGUAAUGUUCAGAUAUUUAGUACUGAGAAUCUAAAUAAAAUGAUGUUGUAAUAAACUCCAUAUAAAUUA